Rodentolepis nana is the source of this 1665-nucleotide messenger RNA. NCBI's taxonomy places the organism in Eukaryota, Metazoa, Platyhelminthes, Cestoda, Cyclophyllidea, Hymenolepididae. The record is from the annotation of a GenBank genome assembly.
AUGGGUGAUUUUGGGCUUCUAAAGCCAAUAUGUCUGUUUGAACAGUUUUUCGACCACAAGCUUCGUCUAAAUGAUGCACCUUAUGAUAAAUUUGCUGACUUCACUUGCGCUACGAGUGUAAUCAGAACUGCUGUGGGCUCAGCUAUGGUUAGCGUCGGUGACACCAAAGUUAUUUGUGGUGUUAAGGUGAAAGUCCUGCCUUGUGAGCCCGAUGAAUCCAUCUCGCAUUUAAUUUGCAAUGUUGAAUAUCUAGGGCUAGCCUAUCGAGGUCAGCGCAUUAAUCAGGGUCCCUCUAAGGAGUUACAGGCUAUUUCCGUUCAAUUGGAGUGGUUGUUGUCCAACAUUGUCAUUCCUGAUGCAAGUAAGCAGCUUCAAAUUUACUCUGAAGGGGACAAAAAGAUUCCAACUGCUGUCUAUAUACUUCAUGUUGAUGUAGGAAUCUUACUUGACAAUGGAUGUCUCCUUGAUACCUGUUUAGCAUCUGCAGUUGCUGCUUUGGAAACGGCCGCUUGGCCACGUCUAAUUUCUGUUCCUUUACCUCAUGACGUAGCUAAAUCCGCCCCCACCCCUCUUAAAAUCGAGUUCGAAGAGAAAGAGCCCAGUGAAAUGAUUAAAUUAGCCAUUUCAGAAAGGCCAGUGGCGCUCUCUUUUGCAGUAGUCCCCCAAAGUCCUCCUGAAACUACCCACGUGUUAAUCUCACAACCUUCCAAAAUAGAAUUCCAGCUCUGGGAUACAGAUGCGAGUCCCUGUUACAUUGUUCUCGAUUCUCAAAAGAGAAUUGUGGAUUUUUCAAUAACCGGGGGCGCAUUUUGUUCUCCACUCUGGCAGCAUAUUAAAGUCGAUGGUGGCAAUAAUAGCAAAGAGAAUGGAAUCAUUCAACAGAUUUUUGAUCGAGCCUCAGAACAGGCGAAUGCCAUUCGACAGAAAAUAAUGAAUGCGAAUAAGGAAUUCAUGUCUGUGAAGCUUUAUUCAGUCGUUCGAGGCAAAUUAAAAUAUCCUUUUUUCUUCCCUAAGAUAGUUAGUAUAAAAGAAUACGGAGCAUUCGUGAGUCUUGAGAAUACGGACAGACAGGGCCUCCUUCAUUGUUCGGCCAUUUCCAACCAUACCGUGGAAAAUGUUUCCGAUGUCCUGGAAGUUGGCGAAACCGUAUUCGUCAAAAUAAUCAGUGAAAAGGAUGGCAAGUUGGGUCUGAGUAUGAAGGUGGUAAAUCAGACAACGGGAGAAGAUAGGGAUCCAAAUAAUCUCAUUAUCGCGCAAAUGGAGAGGAGGAAGCAAGGUCCCAUGCGUGCCCAGAGUCCGAUUCGUUUGGGAGCUGAGUUGAACACUGUGUGCAAGCAGUGUGGAGUCAAGGGCCAUUUGGCGAGCACAUGCUUCGCUCAAACUGGCAUGGAUCCAUUGGGAUUGAUUUCUUCUGGCUCUGAUGUUGAUGAGGCGGGCGGAAAGGCAGAGGGUUCAUUACCAAAGAAGGAGAAGAAAAGUAAGAAGCUCAAGAGCGAAAAGAAGAAGAAAGAGAAACAUUCAAAAUAUCAUCACCGCCAUCGUUUUUCUGAAGACAAAGAACGACAUGGUCAUGUUAGAAGUCGAAGUCCUCUAAAAGAGUCGGAAAAAGGUCGAAAAAAAUCAAAAAAUCAUCAUCAUCACACCGAAAGGGAUUUUGUCGAGUAA